AUGCGGCGGGCGGGGUUAUUCAGUCGCGCUCGUCGGCCGCGAGCCGCGGGGAUGCGACGAUCCGUCCGCAGGCUCUGCCUGUGCCUCGCGGUGACGCUGUCGCUCUGCGCAGUCAUGAUCUGGGUCCGCGUGGGGCCGCUGGUGAGGAGCUACGGCGAGGAGAUGUUCUACCACCUCAUCGUGCCGGGGUGGGUGCGAUGGCUCCUCGAACCCGCGCCGCUCAUCGUCACGCCGCGCGAGGGAUUCGAACCGACGACGGCAAAUGACGGCGGCGGCGCACUCCCGACCGGGGUGGAGCGGUGGGGCGAUCACCUCAUCACGCGAGUCUCCGCCACCCCAAACGUCACGCUGGUGCACGACUUCAUGACUUCCGAGGAGUGCGCCUUCGUUCGCGCGCUGGGGCGCAAGAUGGGCAUGGUGUCGGGGACGCGGUUUCCCGUCACCAACGGCGUGGUGGACGCGAGCGCGGCCGGGCUGUAUAACUACGUGUACGGGUUGGUCCGAACGAGCGUCGGCGAGUACGUCGAUUACAAGUCUCUGGACGAUGGCGACCUCGCGCGGAUGGUGGCGAUCGCGAAGAAGGUGGAGGCCGUCACGGGACUCGCGGUGGGCAACUCCGAGGCGCCCUUCGUGCAGCACUACGAACCCUCCGCGCGGUUCCGGGCGCACUACGACAUGUACAACGUGGACGUCACCAAGCCGUUUCCGUACCGCGAUAACCCCCGAUCGCUCACUCUCCUGGCGUACCUCAACGACGUCGGCGACGGCGGCGGCGGCGAGACCGAGUUCAUGCUGGCGAAGCCGCGACCCGUUCGAGUCAAAGCCGCGGAGGGCGCCGCGUUGAUCUGGGGUAACUGCGAGCUGGAGGACGUCGCGCCGGUGGACGUCGGGUCAGGGUUUAAGGUAAACCCUAGCGCGGGAGGGGGCGGCGGUCCUAAGUGGGACGAGGGGCGGUGCAUGGGGGGCGCGGGACCGCACGGCGAGGUGGCCAACUCGCCGGGCGCGAUGCCGGGUGAGCGCACGCAGUGGCCGUGCUGCGUAGAUAGGACGCGCGCGAGUUUACACCAGUCGCGGCCGGUGCGGAAGGGACACGAGAAGUGGACGAUGACGAUGUGGAUGCACCAGAGGUUCACGUCGGAGAGCCAGGUAUACGCGGAGGAGCUCGGAUACUCGCGCGAAUUAGCCGAACUAGUAACGUCGUAA
Molecule: messenger RNA, 1203 nt
Organism: Micromonas commoda
Lineage: Eukaryota; Viridiplantae; Chlorophyta; Mamiellophyceae; Mamiellales; Mamiellaceae
Exons: 2
Coding region: 1-1203 (400 amino acids)
Biological process (GO): peptidyl-proline hydroxylation to 4-hydroxy-L-proline
Cellular component (GO): endoplasmic reticulum
Molecular function (GO): procollagen-proline 4-dioxygenase activity
Source: RefSeq, a predicted model, not a curated record